AUGGCUAGCUAUUUGCGUUUUGGUGCGAAGGGGACGAAAAGGCCAUUAUUGAAGGCUAGCAUGACGGGGGGCCGAAUUGCAGCCGGGAAGAUGGAUAUACAUGCUUUCAAAGCCUGGGCCGAACCCGAGGACCUUUCGACACGCACAGCCGUCAUGUUGCACGACAAGUCGCCCACUCGAGACGGAAGCGAGGGCCAGCAGCGCUGUGAUUUUAUGGAGCCAGAGGAUGGGCUGCAAGAGUGGCGGGGAUGCGGAAAACCAGCUUGUGGGUUGUGGGCAGGGUCGACGAUGCUUGCGGUAGGCGCGGCAUAG
Messenger RNA from Ustilaginoidea virens, 312 nucleotides. RefSeq lists its product as uncharacterized. Lineage: Eukaryota; Fungi; Ascomycota; Sordariomycetes; Hypocreales; Clavicipitaceae. Bases 1 to 312 code for a protein of 103 amino acids. The record is from RefSeq and is a predicted model, not a curated record. The transcript has a single exon.